GGGUUGUAUGUGAUAAUCUGAGCUUUUGAGAUCACAAUCAUCUUCUUAGAAAGGGAUAUAGCGAUGGAAGUAUGAAGAUAAAGAAAGACGAAACGAAAAUAAACAUUAUUACAGUGACUGUGCAUAGCAGAUGAGGAGGGCAUACCUGCCACCUGAAAUAGUUCCAUCUGACCAAAAAUGUCAGAGUAGAAGUAAUGAGUAUUGAGAAAAUAAUUUUUGUUACAGAAAUUUAUCUUAAAUUUUACCAGUUCCAGUUAACCCACUUAAGCGGUUGAAUAUACAGGCCCAUGAUGAUUUUUCCAAUCAAAGACAUUUAUUUAAUGAUCAAAUAAUGCUUUGUUUACACAUAUGAUUAUCACCUUUAUAUUCAGAUAAGAAGUUCAUAAUAUCUCUGAACUAAUUUCAAACUAUCAUAAUUGUGUUACUGAUCUCUCAUAUAGUCUGUCCGUGCCUUUAUUACCAAUUUAUUUGUUAAAUGACAUUGUUGGAAAGGAAUUGAAGUAUGAAAUUUGCUGAACAUCUUACCGCACACAUCACGCCAGAAUGGAGAAAGCAAUAUAUAAAUUACGAGGAAAUGAAAGCCAUGCUUUACAUGGCUGUAGAAGAAGCGCCGUCCGCCGAAAGCGUGGAACCAGAAGUCGUAGCGAGGCAUUUUGCAAACUUUGAUGAGCAGUUUUUCCAUUACUGUGACAAAGAACUGAAGAAAAUCAAUACAUUUUACGCGGAGAAAUUGGCAGAGGCGACGAGGAAGUUUGCAAAUUUGAACAGCGAAUUGAUAGACUCCGUCAAACAAUUGAAUAUGGGAAAGAAGAAAACUGGGAAGAAGAAUAUACCAGUUCGAAAAAUGCAGGAGCUCAAACUAGCUUUCAGCGAAUUUUAUUUGAGUUUGAUUUUACUGCAAAAUUAUCAGACUUUGAACCACGUUGGUUUCAGGAAAAUUCUCAAGAAACAUGAUAAGUUAUUGGCUACUGAUGUGGGUGCGAAAUGGAGGCAAGAGCAAGUAGAAACUUCUCAUUUUUUCACCAAUAAGGACAUAGAUCAAAUGAUAGCUGAUACGGAAAACACAGUAACUAAUGAACUGGAAGCAGGCGAUAGGCAAAAGGCUAUGAAAAGGUUGCGUGUUCCUCCACUAGGUGAACAACAGUCACCUUGGACUACAUUUAAAGUUGGUCUUUUUUCAGGUUCAUUUAUUGUUUUACUCAUUACGGUUGUUCUAUCAGCAAUAUUCCAUGAGGGGUCCAGCGACAAUUUGAAAAUAGCUUUCCGCUUGUUCAGAGGUCCACUUCUCAUCAUCGAGUUCUUAUUUCUGAUUGGGGUGAACGUUUACGGUUGGAGAUCUUCAGGAGUGAAUCAUGUCCUCAUAUUUGAACUCGAUCCAAGAAAUCAUCUGUCUGAACAGCAUCUUAUGGAACUGGCGGCCAUAUUUGGAGUCGUAUGGGCGAUGAGCUUGCUGAAUUAUCUGUACAGUGCCGGGCUGAGCAUACCGCCCUAUGUGAGUCCCGCCGUUUUGGUAUUAGUGAUGCUGAUUUUUUUGGUGAAUCCACUGAAAGUAUUCAGGCACGAUGCUAGAUUUUGGUUUUUGAGAAUCUGUGGUCGGAUGUUUGGAGCUCCAUUUUUUCAUGUAGGAUUUGCUGAUUUCUGGCUUGCUGAUCAGCUCAAUAGUCUUGUGAAUGCUCUUCUAGAUUUUCAAUUUCUCACUUGUUUUUAUUUCACAAACGGAAGUUGGGAUGUAGCUGGAAAUACAUCUGAGUGCAUGGAGAGUAAUUUCAUCAUCAGGCCUUUGGUGAAUUGUAUACCAGCAUGGAUCCGUUUUGCGCAAUGUCUCAGGAGAUAUUACGAUACCAAAGAGGCUUUUCCUCAUUUAGUAAAUGCCGGAAAGUACUCUACAACUUUCCUAGUGGUUAUUUUUGCCACACUGAAAUCAGUAUACAAAGAUGAUUAUGCAAAUUCAUCAGAGAAUCCAUAUGUAUUUUUAUGGAUAGCGUCUCAAAUAAUAAGCUCCUCCUAUGCCUACACUUGGGAUAUCAAAAUGGAUUGGGGACUUUUCGAUAAAUCUGCUGGAGAAAACACGUUUUUAAGAGAGGAAAUAGUCUAUCCAUCUUCGUUCUACUACUUUGCAAUAAUAGAAGAUUUUGUUCUACGAUUCGCUUGGACGAUAUCCUUAUAUCUUACUGAGUAUGGUUAUGUCAGCAGCGACAUAAUGACAUCCAUCCUAUCACCUUUGGAAGUGUUCAGAAGGUUCGUUUGGAACUUUUUCCGAUUGGAAAAUGAACAUCUGAAUAACUGCGGUAAAUUCAGGGCGGUCCGUGAUAUAUCAGUCGCUCCGAUAGAUUCUUCUGACCAAACUCAAAUACUGAGAAUGAUGGACGAAGAAGACGGAGUGGUUAACAGAGAGCGAGGAAAGAGGAAAACAAACAAAAAGAAGGAAGAUAAGAGGCCUUUACUUCUCGAUGAAUCCAUCAUAACUUUCAAAGCGAUACCAAUGUCCACUAUUCAAGCCUGAAAUUAUUGAAGUUUGAUUCAUUUCCUUCAUUCAGUAACUUAAAAUAGUACUUUGUACUUAAAGAGCGUUUUAAUGACCCCGGAGUUGGAGGUAAUGAAGAGAAGUGAAAUAACUGAACAAGAAACACAUUUUAAAGAAGAGAGAAGGAAAGAAACAUGAUUAACGAGUUUAUGCUUUGUAGUUGUAGAGCGGCUGUGCUUUUGUCAUGUCAAUGGCAUGGCCGUAACCUCUCUAGUUGGCUUGUAGAGUUUAACCUUUGAAUACCCAUCAUGUAACUUCUUUGCUGUAGUGAUCUGGAGCUCAAUAUGCAUCAACUUUGAAUUAAAAGUUUAUGCCUCAAUAUACAAACUACUAAACAUCGAAAAUAAGGAUCUCCAAUUUUUUGUGCCAAACUGGUAGGAGGUCUUUGGCAGUAUUAUUGAAGACAUUCCUGUGCGAUGAAUAUUUUAUUGUAAUUAUUACAUUUGUGAAUAUGUAUAGUUAUUGUCUUUUUAUAUAACAAGGUAGGACCAAAAAUACGUUUUGAAAUAUUUACCAAGUGAUAUUUACCAAUGUUAUUAGAGUACUUAUAAUUUGAUACUUAAUUAAAGAUUAUCAGUAGUU
This is a messenger RNA of Leptinotarsa decemlineata (Colorado potato beetle), 3106 nucleotides long. RefSeq names its product solute carrier family 53 member 1. Gene Ontology annotation, molecular function: inositol hexakisphosphate binding; phosphate transmembrane transporter activity. Lineage: Eukaryota; Metazoa; Arthropoda; Insecta; Coleoptera; Chrysomelidae. The record is from RefSeq and is a predicted model, not a curated record. Gene Ontology annotation, cellular component: plasma membrane; cytoplasm; Golgi apparatus. Gene Ontology annotation, biological process: phosphate ion transport; cellular response to phosphate starvation.